This is a messenger RNA of Lecanosticta acicola, 930 nucleotides long. The record is from the annotation of a GenBank genome assembly. NCBI's taxonomy places the organism in Eukaryota, Fungi, Ascomycota, Dothideomycetes, Mycosphaerellales, Mycosphaerellaceae.
AUGGCUUUCCGACCAUACACUCCAAAGCCCGUCACCGAUAUCUUCACCAACGACACAGACAUCAACCGCCGAGAAUGCCGUCGCGUCGUCCCAAUGCGAGUCUUGGCUCUGGGCUUGGGUCGGACCGGAACCGCUUCCCUGAGGACGGCCCUGAAGGAACUAGGCUUCGACGACUGCUACCACAUGAUGUCUGCCUCUGUGGAGAACCCCCCGGACUGUCUCAUGUGGUCCGACGCUCUUGCCGCCAAAUACGACAAGAAGGGCCAUUUUGGCCGCGAGCAAUGGGACCAACUGUUCGGUCACUGCCAGGCGGUCUGCGAUUGGCCAGCCGUGGCCUUCGCGAAGGAGCUCAUUGAGGCGUACCCGGAGGCCAAGGUACUUGUCACUACUCGUGACGUCGACAGCUGGCACGCAAGCACAAUGAAGACGGUGCACUGGCGGGCAACCGAGCCAGAGCUCAAGAUGGUCUCCAAGUUCGACUGGGGAGCGGGCCUCUACCAGCCAAUGCUUUCAAGUGAGUCCUAAACCAACUUGAGCACUCCGCCAAACCGAGCUAACAUGAUGAUUGUAGAAUUCUGGACUGAGUUCUGGGAGGGCGACUUCGAGAAGAACGGCAAGCGCCGCUUCAAGGAAUACUACGAGGAGAUCCGCUCCCUUGUGCCAAAGGAGAACCUGCUGGAGUACAAGAUGGGCGAAGGUUGGGAGCCACUAUGCAACUUCCUCGAGGUACCCGUACCAAAGGGCAGGAAGUUCCCCCGCACCAACGACACAGACGGCUUCGUCGACCGCUGCCGGAGACGGAACCGGAUGCAAAUGCUCAACGUUCUCUUCCGAGCAACUGUUGUCGGAGGAUCGUUCGCAGCAAUCAUCUUCAGCGCCAGCAUGACCAUCAGGAGAUUCUUUGGCAGCCGUGGAAGUGUGCUUUCAUGA